CGAAGUCUUUCAUCACUAUAACAACACCACCAUAGCUGCUCUGCCAUUACCUUUGCUUUCCUUCACCACUACCAGCAGCCAUCUCCACCAUUUCUAACAAGCCUACAUAAACACGCACACACCCAUCACCCAAGCGCAAACACCAGCACCGCAAGAUGAAGUCCACUUUCUUCGCCGUCUCCACCCUCUGCAGCCUUGCAGCCGCUGUCCCCCAAUACGGUCCGCCAGCCGGCGUGUCCUCCAACUGGGCGGGAUGGGCAAGCGACAACGGCUGGCCGACGGCGACCUCCGCCUGGUCUAGCCUCGCAAGCGAGUUCAGCAGCUACACCCACGCCGCCAGCAUCUCCUCAUGGCCAACGGCGUCGUCGCAAUGGGCAAGCAUAACCAGCUCUCACCCGCUUCCUAGCGGUCUGAGCAGCUUGGCGAGCUCGUGGGCGAGCAUGACGACCGGCGCGCCGAACUUUCCAUGGCAAAACACAAACUCCAGCGGCUGGUCUCCGGCGCGUGGUGGUCCGUUCGGUCCUGGCGGCUAUGGUCCGUGGGCGAGCACUGGGUCGUGGACUACUGGUCCAUGGACUUCUUGGUGGGGUAGCGAGUGCCCACCCUCGACAUGGAGCGGAUGGACGUCAGGCCCGUGGAGCACGAACGCUCCUUGGACAUCUUGGACUGCUUGCUCGGCAUCCACCACCGCCACUUCAGUUGUCUCCAACACAAUUACCUCCAACGGCCAGACUACCGUCACCGUAACCACAGCAUACGGCGUUCAGCUUGCGCAGGCUACUAACGCCGCAUCUUCCGGCUCCACUACCACUUCAGGUUCCGGCGCUAUGCCAACUGACUUCAAGCUCGUGGGCGCUGCAGCUGGUAUGGUCGGUGUUGUCGCUGGCGCACUCCUCAUGUAACGCAGUCAAUAUUGCCAAUGAAGGACGGAGAAUCAUUGCUUUGGAGUACGUGUUGGGAUACCCAGGCUUAGGCUUUCAGGCUUCGAUGUUUGGAAGGGUGCAUUCACUUCCUGACUCCCACAGCUGGCGGUCAUGGACUUGACGACGAGAUGAUUGUAUAGACUGUAAUUGUGACGAUGGUUUCGAUGAGUGCCUCUGUCCUGUGGCUUUGUCUCGUACUGCAAGUCUUAAUACCAGCCCAUUACGUGGAAACUAGUUCUUCGGUACUAACGCC
This is a messenger RNA of Baudoinia panamericana UAMH 10762, 1176 nucleotides long. RefSeq lists its product as uncharacterized. NCBI's taxonomy places the organism in Eukaryota, Fungi, Ascomycota, Dothideomycetes, Mycosphaerellales, Teratosphaeriaceae. Bases 156 to 902 code for a protein of 248 amino acids. The transcript is spliced from 2 exons. The record is from RefSeq and is a predicted model, not a curated record.